Messenger RNA from Bolinopsis microptera, 1646 nucleotides. RefSeq names its product solute carrier family 2, facilitated glucose transporter member 2-like. Gene Ontology annotation, biological process: monosaccharide transmembrane transport. NCBI's taxonomy places the organism in Eukaryota, Metazoa, Ctenophora, Tentaculata, Lobata, Bolinopsidae. Gene Ontology annotation, molecular function: hexose transmembrane transporter activity. Gene Ontology annotation, cellular component: membrane. The record is from RefSeq and is a predicted model, not a curated record.
AUGGAGGGAACCCAACUGGUGACUAAAGAACAUGGUAAUGGUAUGUUACAUGACACUAACAGCAAAGAACCCAACGUAUUGGACAGCAUUGACAGAGAAGAUAAGAUAAAGGAUCCUGAUAAUGGUAUCAAAAACUGCAGCGUAACCCUCUUGUUGGCCAUCUCGGCUACUGUUCUCGGGGGAGCCUUUCAAUUCGGGUUUGCGAUUGGGAAUGUAGCGAACACCAUUCCAAUAAUAAAAUCCACGUUCAACUCAACAGAUCUGUUCAUCAGUGUCUUCGUCAGUGGUAAUCCAAUUGGUGGUCUUUUUGGAGCUCUACUAGCUGGCUAUGUGGCAGACAGUAUCGGAAGAACCAAAAGUAUGAUCCUGAACUUUGUACCGUUUUUGGUGGGAUGUGUCCUCAUGUCCACCGCCGAACCAGUACUUCUUUUGGUAGGACGGAUUGUAGUAGGAUUUGGAGUGGGAAUAGGGUCGGGCCUGACUAAUAUAUUUCUGUCUGAGAUCUCCCCCAUCUCCAUUAGAGGUGGUGUAGGUAUGCUGUACGGGACUGUUUUGACUAUUGGAACCCUCGCAUCCUAUCUUCUUAGUAUGCCCCAGGUUAUCGGAGAUAAUAUUGGGUGGCGUGUCUUCUUUGCUGUCCCACUUCUCCCAGCACUGUAUCAAAGUGUGGUCCUAUUCUGCUGCCCUGAGUCACCACGUUAUCUAGCGUUCAAUAAACAGAACAUUGUUGCAGCAAAACACGCUCUUGCACGAUACCGUAGAGUGCUACCAGAAGAAGAAGCUGAAAGCCUAAAUCAGAAGGAAGGAGAUUCUGUUAAAGUUCUGUCAUUUAGAGAGUUGUUCUCUGACCCUGGACACAGACUAGCUCUGGUUAUCGGGAUGGGAUUGCAUGCUGCCCAGCAGUUAAGUGCUAUCAAUGCUGUCCUAAGCUAUACUCCCAGCAUCUUCGCUGAAGCAAACGUUGGUAGCCCCCUUACAGCAACUAUAGCAACAGGAAUUGUCAACGUUCUGACUGCAGCGAUUGCAGCUCCACUCACAGACAAAUUUGGACGACGUCUCAUGAUGUUGAUGGGUCUUCUGGCCAUGACAGUUGCGUACUGUGGUCUAGCUAUCACCCAGUCCUGUACAGCUGCCUGGAGUUGUGGAGGGGAGUGGAGCGAAUAUGUUGCUAUAGCCUCCGUAUUCCUCUUCAUCAUCGGGUUCGCUGGUAGUGCUGGAUCUAUCCCUUGGCUGAUGGUCGGGGAGUUGUUUGUCGUUGAAGCUCGAGGCAAAGCUAGUAGUGUCUGUAUAGGGGUGAACUGGAUUUGUAGUCUGAUUAGUCUACUGACAUACGACACGAUACAAAGUUCUCUCUACCCUCAUGCUUUCUUCCUCUACAUGGCCGUUGUCCUGGUUUCCUUUCUGUUCGUGUUUCUGUUCAUGCCGGAAACAAGACUCAAAUCUGUUGAGCAUAUUAGAAAGGAGAUAAGGGACCAAGCUGAUAAAGUUCCAUCGUUUGUUUUCUGAGCGUUUGGGACUCAUGACGUUUGGGCUGAUGUAAUAAAAUGGUCUGUAUCGACAAUUGCUGAUUGAACUACUUUAUAGUGUUGUGCUAUUGCAUGGACGUUUUAAAUUUUGAUAAAGGAGGGACACCAAAAAUAAAAUAC